AUGGAUCGGGGCUACAACGCCCUCGAUCACUUCGUCGAGACUCCAAUGAGUGGUGCCUUGCUGAAGUCUCUUCGCAAGAAGGGCACCGACUUGAGAUUCAUGUGCCAGGAAGUAUGCUCGGCAGCAGUCGCCGAAGGUUCGAAGACUUAUCCAACGAGAUUGCUGGCUUCCAUCCGAGAUGAACGGCGAUUUCACAAGCAGCUGCAGCGGCACUUGCCGAAAGUGGAGACUCUGAAAUUCCCUGUGGCAGUGAAAAAGCAGCUGGCGAGCAAGGACUUCAGCACCUGA
This is a messenger RNA of Symbiodinium necroappetens, 288 nucleotides long. The record is from the annotation of a GenBank genome assembly. Lineage: Eukaryota; Dinophyceae; Suessiales; Symbiodiniaceae.